Molecule: messenger RNA, 2529 nt
Organism: Cololabis saira (Pacific saury)
Lineage: Eukaryota; Metazoa; Chordata; Actinopteri; Beloniformes; Belonidae
Gene: tbc1d15
Product: TBC1 domain family, member 15
Exons: 17
Coding region: 42-2030 (662 amino acids)
Biological process (GO): activation of GTPase activity
Molecular function (GO): GTPase activator activity
Source: RefSeq, a predicted model, not a curated record
GGUCACGUGACUUGCAGUCGUCAGGCGGCGGACAGGGCGACAUGGCGGCGGAGGAGUCUGUUGUGAAGGUGAUAGUUGAACACGAGGGAGUGUUUAUACAUCCCAGUGGGGAUGAAGGAUGCAUCGACCAGGAUCUGCUGGUCACAGGAUCCCUUCGGAUUAUCGACAAGGAUGCUGAGGUAGUGGUGGAGUACAGACCUGUAGAGGACACCGAUGACCCAUUAAACAUGCUGUGUGCUGGAAAGGACUCCAGUUCUGUCGUGGAGUGGGCUCAAUGUCCGGGGGAGAAGGCCCAGUCUCAGCAGCUGCUGGAGACCCAGCUGAGCUACGAGACGGAGUGGGACAUGGUGAACGCUGCGUCCUUCAAGAAGAAGCCCUGCACCAACGGAGAGGGCUCUCUGAAUCACAGUCAUGAGAAGAGUCGGUGGGGGUUUUCCGUCAGCCUCUGUGACCUCAGGUCCAUCCGAGUGAAGGAGGAAGGUUGGACCUUCCUCAUCCUCAAGCUGAAGGACUCCACCUCCCUGCCCCCCCUGCACUUCCACCAGGGCGGCAGCAGAGAGUUCCUGGACAGCCUGAGGAGAUUCGCUCUGCUCACCGAGUCUCCAGAUGACGAAACGUGUCUGGUGGUCAACACCCCGAACAAAGCUCUCUCUCAGUCCUUCGAGAACCUGCUGGACGACAACAACUUCGGCCUCAUACAUAAGUUCAGAAGGGACCCGUACGUGGCCACGCUGGGCGGCUUUUCCAAAGUGACCAACUAUAUCUUUGAUGCCCUGCGGGGCCCGGACGAGCAGCCCCAGCGGCCCCCGGAGGAGGUGGCCGACCUGCUGGGGGAAGUCAUCCCCGGGCUGGAGAUAAACCAGCAGGAAGAGCCGGGCUUUGAGGUCAUCACCAGGACGGACCUGGGAGUGAGGCCUCAGGUGAGCCGGGCUGAGCCUCUGUCUGCAGACAACUGGACCAAACACCAGGACGCAGAGGGGAGGAUGAUGAAUGUUUCACACCUGAAACAGGCCGUUUUCAAAGGGGGACUGUGUCACGCCGUGAGGAAGAACGCCUGGAAGUUCCUAUUGGGCUAUUUUCCCUGGAGCAGCACGCUGGAGGAGAGGAAACAUCUGCUUAGAGCCAAAACUGAUGAAUACUUCAGGAUGAAGCUGCAGUGGAAAUCAGUGAGUGAGGAACAAGAGAGGAGGAACUCCAGACUGAGAGACUACAGGAGUCUUAUCGAAAAAGAUGUGAACCGAACGGACAGAACAAAUCGGUUCUACGAGGGCAUCGACAACCCGGGCCUGACUCUUCUGCACGACAUCCUGAUGACGUAUUGCAUGUACGACUUCGACCUGGGUUACGUUCAGGGAAUGAGCGACCUGCUGUCACCCAUCCUCUUCGUCAUGGAGAAUGAGGUUGAUGCUUUCUGGUGUUUUGUCUCCUUCAUGGACCAGAUGCACCAGAAUUUCGAGGAGCAGAUGCAGGGCAUGAAGACUCAGUUGAUCCAACUCAGUACACUGCUCAGACUGCUUGACCUGGCCUUCUCCAACUACCUGGAGUCUCAGGACUCGGGUUACCUUUACUUCUGCUUCCGCUGGCUGCUGAUCAGGUUUAAGAGGGAGCUCAGCUUCCAGGACGUCCUGCGGCUCUGGGAGGUCAUGUGGACCGGGCUGCCCUGUCAGAACUUCCACCUGUUGGUCUGCUGUGCCAUCCUGGACUCUGAGAAACAGAAGAUCAUGGAGGAAAACUACGGCUUUAACGAGAUCCUCAAGCACAUUAAUGAGCUCUCCAUGAAGCUGGACAUUGAGGAGAUUCUACAGAAAGCUGAGGGCAUCUACCUGCAGAUAAGGAGUUGUAAGGACUUGCCUCACUCCGUCAGCGUCAUCCUGGGCCUGGACACAGAGCAAAGAGAAUCCAGCCCGGCAGAACCCGGACCAACGUCUCCUCCACGGCCGACUCCCACUCCGCGGCAGGACGUCUGCUCCAACGGACACUUGAGAGAAAGCAGAUCCCAGCACAGUUGCAAAGUGGCUUUCAUAUCAUAGUGAAUAGAAUAGACUGGCCGCACGUCAGCAGAGCGAUUCUGACUACAGAAGAAGAGGAGGAGCAGAGAUGUAAAAAGGAUUCAAGAUUAUUCAGAAUCUUAUUUUUGUAACUUCUUGUAUUAUGUUUCUUUGAGCAGCCAUUUCUCUCUCAUGAUGGAUUCUAAAAGCUGCAGCUCCGUUUUUCCUGACGCCAUCAUGGUCUCGUGUCCAUCAGAAUAAACCUCCUGAGAGAACUUAGUUCAGACGUUGCUGAGGAAUCUUUGUUUUUUUUGUUUUCUUCUUCCUGGCAGAGAUUGGUGACGGUGGUCUGAACAUAUUCACAUGCACUUCCGCUACUUUCAAUCAGGGCUACAACAAAUCAGUCUCUGUUUUAUCAAUCAAUCGGAUCACUAUCUUAUUGAUUACUUUUAUAUUUGUCAAACGUGAUUGUCUCAAACUGCUCAGUUUGCACAGUUGUCCCAAACUGAAACACAUUUAAUGCACUAUCAUUAAAAUGUUG